Messenger RNA from Anopheles funestus (African malaria mosquito), 2379 nucleotides. RefSeq names its product cytochrome P450 4d2-like. Bases 847 to 2379 code for a protein of 510 amino acids. Gene Ontology annotation, molecular function: oxidoreductase activity, acting on paired donors, with incorporation or reduction of molecular oxygen; iron ion binding; monooxygenase activity. The record is from RefSeq and is a predicted model, not a curated record. The transcript has a single exon. NCBI's taxonomy places the organism in Eukaryota, Metazoa, Arthropoda, Insecta, Diptera, Culicidae.
GCGUCUCCAUUGUCCUUCGUAACGAUGAGAUGGUGAAACAUUUCACCCGGUGUGUGUCAUAAUCUGACGGGAAUGAGUUAAAAAACGCACAUAGAGCCGGCAAUGACUCGGCACAAACAAAGCACCAACACACCGUGGAGCGCAUGAAAUAUGUACAGUCGAGUCUUGGGAGCAGCUAGUAAUUCACACCACGAUGGAUGAAUGAUGCAUGUUGCAUGGUGUUUAUCCAGUAGCUUUGCCAACCGCACAGAAGUACCACAUAAAAAUCCUUGCGCGGUAUGUUGAUUUUAUGAAGCCGCAUUAUUUCGUGUGCGCUUUUUUAGCUUUCAAAGAAAUUUUGCAAGACAGACCGCACACGCCCGGAAUUGGGACACGAAAUUUAGACGGGUCAUGCUGAUUCUGCCAUUUGCGUAUGUGAAGGUUGCUGCUCGUGCGCAUUCAUGCUGGAGCAUUAGCUGUCUUUUAUCGGUGCUAUAGAGUCAUCUUGUUGGGUUCCACUCUUGAGAAAGGGUGCGACGAGUAGGAGAAAAAAAUUAAACACAAAAUGACAAUUGAAAUGUCAAAACGCUGGUAACUACUACCAGGUUUGCCACCCUGGAAACCAGCACGCUAAGGAAGGGAUUAUUCUAGAUAAGACGAUAACAUACAUAGCGAAGAUUGCGAUAAAGUCCCUAACCCCACGGCUAACCAUUAUCAGACAGCCACCAAUAAAAAAAACCUUCCAAAUAUAUAACCUACUGGACGAUAUGCGUUCGACCAUUAGUAAAGUGUCUACGUUUGGCAAAGUGUGUACAGCUAUCAACCGUAACAAACCUUCAAAACCCCAUUCGCACCGUGUACUGCAUCAUGCUGCUGUUCGUGUUUCUCGCGACAGUUGCCCUUUGGGGUGUACUGCGGAUAUACCAGCAGCGUCAGCGGUUGUGGAAAAUGGCUACCCAUUUCAACGGUCCCAAACCGCACUGGCUGCUCGGAUUGUUGCCGUUGUUUCCGGCGAACGAUAUACCCGGUAUCUUCGAGACGAUGGUCAAACUGCACGAGCAGUACGGGCAGGAUCUCUUCAACUGGGGUCUGCUAAAUGACCACAUGAUCAUCGUCACCAGUGCCACCAACGUCGAGAAGGUGGCGAUGGCGAAGAAAACGGAAAAGUCACAAAUAUACGACUUUAUCAAGCCAUGGCUAGGACAGGGUUUGCUCAUCUCUAGCGGUGAGAAGUGGUUCCAUCGGCGGAAAAUCAUCACACCAACGUUUCACUUCAAAAUACUGGAAAACUUUGCCACCGUGUUCAACCGAGAAGGGGAGGUGCUGGUGGAAAAGUUAAGCCCGUAUGCUAAAAGCGGCCGCGAAUUUGACAUCUACGAACCGAUCUCGCUGUACGCGCUCGACAGUAUCUGCGAGACGUCGAUGGGCGUUGAGAUCAAUGCGCAACGCCACCCGGAGAACCAGUACGUGCGUGACGUGAAGCGUAUGAGUGAGUUGGUAUUGCUUCGAAUCUUCCACGUACUAUCUUCCUUCCCGCAACUCUACUGGUACACGAUGCCUAACGCUUGGGAGCAGCGAAAGUUGAUUGGAAGGCUGCAUGACUUUACGGAUUCCGUCAUUCAAAAACGUCGCCAACAGUUACUGUCUGCUGCGAAUAAUAAUCCUAGUCGGCAGGUAUCGGAAGAGGAUGAGAAUGACAUGAUUGGUGACAAGCAGCGGAAGACUUUUCUGGACCUGCUGCUAAACGUCACUGUUGAAGGGCAACCACUGUCUGAUGCGGAUAUACGAGAAGAGGUGGAUACGUUUAUGUUUGAGGGCCAUGACACCACAACUUCCGGAAUAGCGUUCACCUUCUAUCAACUUGCUAAACAUCCAGAGAUCCAGGAAAAGAUUUACCAAGAAAUCCAGGAUGUGCUUGGGGCGGACUUUCGCUCUGUUCCUCUCACGUACAGUACGCUCCAGAACUUCCCCUAUCUGGACAUGGUAGUGAAGGAGUCUUUGCGUCUACUGCCACCAGUUUCAUUCAUCGGUCGUCGAUUGGUUGAAGAUAUUGAGAUGAAUGGAGUAACGAUACCGGCCGGAACUGACUUUACCAUACCCAUCUACGUUAUUCACCGGAAUCCCGCCGUCUAUCCUGACCCGGAACGCUUUGAUCCGGAGCGCUUUUCAGACGAAAGCACACAGCGCCGUGGACCGUACGACUACAUUCCGUUCAGCAUCGGUUCGCGAAAUUGCAUCGGUCAGCGAUACGCACUGAUGGAGAUGAAAAUUACCAUUAUUAAAAUGUUGGGACACUAUCGCAUUCUGCCGGGUGAAAAUAUGCCUCAGGUACGUCUCAAAACGGAUCUGGUGUUACGUCCUGAUAAGGGUAUACCUAUCAAAAUCCAACCGAGACCAUAG